Molecule: messenger RNA, 714 nt
Organism: Closterium sp. Naga37s-1
Lineage: Eukaryota; Viridiplantae; Streptophyta; Zygnematophyceae; Desmidiales; Closteriaceae
Source: the annotation of a GenBank genome assembly
AUGGAGGAGCCAUCCCCGGAUAACAAGGCCGAGGCAGAGAAGCCUAAGGCGGCUGGCAAGGCAAGGGCAGCAGCUACGAAAGCUGCGAAACCGAAGGCUGCGAAGGCUGAAAAGGCGGCGAAACCUGCAGGAGCGAAAGCCAGGACGAAGAGUGACCACCCGAAGUAUAUUGAGAUGGUGAGCGACGCCAUCACAUCGUUGAAGGAGAGAAACGGUUCCAGCCUUCACGCCAUCACAAAACAUAUUGAACAAAACCAUCCGAACCUUCCUGCCAAUUGGAAGAAGACUCUUAGCGUCCAGCUGAAGAAUCUUACCAAGGCUGGCAAGCUGACGAAGGUGAAGGCGAGCUACAAGCUGGGCGAAGAAGCCAAGCCUGCCAAGCCAGCGGUGAAAAAGCCUGCGGUGAAAAAGCCUGCGGCUGCUAAGCCGGCUGCAGCUAAGGCACCAGCGAAGCCCAAGGUGGCGAAGCCUGCAGCGGUCACUGCCAAGCCCAAGGCGAAGGCAAUUGCUGCUAAGACUUCUCCUGCGAAGGCUCCGAAGGUUACCAAGCCCAAGGUAUUGAAAAAGACUGCUGCAAAGGCGAAGACCCCGGAGAAGAAGGCACCAAAGGCAAAGACCCCAGAGAAGGCUAAGGCAGUCGCAGAAGCGUCCUCGGCCACCAAGAAGUCUCCAGUGAAGAAACGUGUAGCCAAGAAGGCUAAGGCCGCCAAGUAG